AUGCUAAGUGGAAGCCCUUAUCGCUCCUCCUCUCUCUCCCAUCGUCUUUCUCCCUCCCCUUGCCCCUACCGUUUGCCCUCCCCUCGCCCCUCCUUGCAAUUUCCAAUCACGUCUCCUCUCCCUCCGCUCGUCUUUCUCCCUCCACUCGUCUUUCUCCCUCCCCUUGCCCCUACCAUUCGCCCGCCCCUUGACGUCCCUCAGCCUCGGUUCGUGAGUGUGGAGUCUGGGUGCAAGGCACUGCUGUUCGUGAGGAUUAGAGAGGAUGCCAGGAAGGGGGGGAAGGGAGAGAAGGGAGGAAAGCAGUUGGAGGAGGGAGAGGAGAAGGAGGAGGAGGGUGAGAAGGAGGAGGUGGGGAAGACGGAGGAAGGGGAAAAGGAGGAGGAGAAGGGUGAAGGAGACAAGGAGGGGAAGGAGGGGGAUAAGGCCGGGGAAAAGGAGCAGGAGAAAGAGCAGGAGGAAGAGGUUACAGGAGGAGGAGAGAAGGAACCGGAGAAGGAGGGACAGGGAGGGGAGGGGGAGAAAGGGGAGGCAGGGGGAGAGCAGGGAAGGGUGUCGCCGUGUGAGUUGGCAGAGGCGGUGCUGCGGCAUGCCAAGGCCACCCAGCAGUCAGCCACUCGGUGGGUGUGGGGUAGUGGGUGUGGGGCAGUGGGUGUGGGGCAGUGGGUGUGGGGCAGUGGGUGUGGGGCAGUGGGUGUGGGGCAGUGGGUGUGGGGCAGUGGGUGUGGGGCAGUGGGUGUGGGGCAGUGGGUGUGGGGCAGUGGGUGUGGGGCAGUGGGUGUGAGGCAGUGGGUGUGGGGCAGUGGGUGUGGGGCAGUGGGUGUGGGGCAGUGGGAGUGA
Messenger RNA from Closterium sp. NIES-65, 837 nucleotides. Lineage: Eukaryota; Viridiplantae; Streptophyta; Zygnematophyceae; Desmidiales; Closteriaceae. The record is from the annotation of a GenBank genome assembly.